AAAAACAGGCCGCUCGGAAAGCCGCCACACAAACGAGCAGACCUUCAAGUCACACCCAGAUACGCGCAUCGGAUUUGGUUGUAUUUGUGUUUUGUGGCCCGUUGACAUAUUUUCGAGGUUGUUUUUCUUUCCAGCCCGGUCACCAACAGCCGCUGCAGCUGCCGACUUCAUAUGACCUCAUUUGGCAAGGUUGCUAAGCCCGACGGCCCGCCCGCCCGGCCGGCCAGCCGUGUUGCCCUGGCAACGUGCACAACAGCUCCCCUUACCGCUUUCCGGUUUGGGUGUGACAUAGCCAACCGUCGCCAUCUUUUACAAGCCUCGAUUCGUCGUCAAUUCGCCCAUUCCUGUUCAAAUGAUAGACACGUCGAGUAAAAAACGCCCCGUUUGAGAGUGGGAACGUGGAGAAUUUCCCCUCCCCCAUCGUCCCUGACGUGCUCGAGGACCUCACCCACCCAGUCUGAAGAACAAGACGCAGCGCUGCGUCGUGUGUGUGUGUGUGCGCGCGCGCGCGUGCGCGUUGAGAAGCCAUUUUGAGAGCGAGCAGAGCUGAGAAACUGCUCGUCACUUUUAAACCUACAAGCCACCCAAAUGACUAUUGGACAAAGGGAAAGCAGUGAAAAGUCCCAAGAUUUCUCCCCAUUAAGAUUCGUUUGCGUUUCACAGGCUUGGAUGACAUAUUUUGAAUACCAGCUGAGACGUUUGCCCAUCCCUUACUAAUGACAUUGUCGGAGGAUCCGAAGAUGGAGCUGAAAUUGUUCCUCCUGCUUUUGUGUCAUGUAGGCCUGCUCACUCCAUUUGAGGUAAAUAUCUUCAAGCGUGCUCCCUUCUUCUCUGUCCAGGGACGCUGUCGACCUGGAAAUUAAAUGUGCCCUUGAAGCAAGGUCAUUUGCGUGUUUUAAAUGGCAAAUGGGAGCAAGCACAAACCAAUCCUGCCCAGAGCAAAUCUCACCUGAUUCUGUUGUGGGAGAAAAUGUUCAGAGCCAUUCAUCAAGGCAGUUGUGUUCUGAAUUAAAUGGGGAGGGAAAGCGUAACCAAGGCCACCGACGACCAACACUAGUAUUCACCUCGAGGCUAGCAUAUUGAAUAAUGUUGCUACCAAAAAAAACUUGGUUUUAGGACAAGAAUCGUUUAAUGAGCAAUACCUUGCAUGCCUUAUUCACAUUACAAACAUAGUAGAUGAUCAGAAAACUGGACUUACUCAUUGCCACUCAUACAAGGCCUCAACUACACAUUCAGAUACUUAAACUGUGUUUUCCUGCUCCUCCUCCUCUCAAAGUCAUUAAGCAGUUUAUUUACAUGUAUUUUAAGAAGAGAAAACUAUUUGGGAGUGCCACGUGGCCUGGCUUAAGCCAAAGAUGGAUGAUUCCGAGCAGAGGAAAAAAGGCUGAAAAUGUUCACAGGGUAAUUACAUCCAGUACAUUCUCUUCCUUCUUCUCAGUCCCUUUCAAAGGAAGCAAUCUUAGGAUCUUAUCAUAGUCCAUGAGAGGUGAGGAAAUCGAGUGUAAGAUCCCUUUUUGGAACAAAGGAAACCCAUGUAGGCCAUUAAGUCCCUGUGUUUUUCAGGAAAAUGGCUGCUGAGAGAGAGCUUUCAGGCCCUCUCUCUCUCUCUCUCUCUCUGCUGUGCGUUGAAGGACUUCUUGUGCCUCCCUCUAAUAGCAGACGGCGCCUCGUGGUGCUGCACGCUGAUUGGCUGGCCAGGCUGCCCGCUGUUAACCAGCCAAUUGCCCGAGCACUGGAGAGAAGAAAACAGCAGGCAAUGUCAAAUAACACUAUUUGCCUGCCUUAGACAAAACAAAACUUCAAUCAAUUAGAAAAAAAAGAAGAAAACCCCGUCCAACUAAAUGCAAACACACUCUAUUGCCAGUCGUGCAUCUAGAGGCAUCGGCUGCAGACAGAAAUUCAGAAUAGUCAAGACGGUAGUUUUCUUGUUUGGAAAAAUGACAUUAUUGUCUUUCUGUCAAAUGCUUUUAUUCACAUUUUUAAUCAUUUGGCUGAGUGCUGCAAAACCAGACAAAAAUCAGCAGGCAGUGAAAACCAAAACUCCAAACCAAAACCAACUAACCAAAGACAACAACCAACGCAAACCGUGUCAAAUGAAUAUGCAAAUAUGAUCAGGGAGGCGGCCAAAAGGGAAACGGCAACAUCGAAAGUGCCGCAGAAUUUCUGCGAAUGCUGGCUCUUUAAUAUGGGGCAACAAUCUUUAGUCAUAUGUCUGGGUUGUUUGGUCAAGGGAACAAACAGGAGCCAGUCUCACAAAGAAGAAGAAGAAAAAACAAAACCGAACAAACUCAUGUGGAGAAAAUGUGUCAGGCAGGGUCUGAUCAAAUUGUGAACUUUGGCCAUCAUUCCAAAAGGUCUGUUUUUAUGCAAAUGCCAGGGUGCUCUUCCAAAAAAAAAAAGUCAGGAGAAAGUCAUGAGAACAUCUGAAUUUUAUUUGGAGUUAAACUGUGACAGCUUAAAUGGUGGCAGAUGUUUGUUGACUCCCAUUUGACAUGAGUUUGAAUGUGAUUGGUUAAUUCUGAAAACAAACGCAGCGAUAAGACGUGCGCUUGCGCAACCACAUUAUAUCCCUUAUUACUUGCCCCUCAAAGAUAAAUAAUAACGAAAUAAAUAAGUCUAUUGAGUUUUAAAGUCGCAUUUAGAUAUCUACAUCAAGGGAUACCAGAUGGGUUUUGUUCAUAUUUCAUUGGCGAUUCUGCUACGGUUUGGUAGCCAGUCAAAACAAAACUCUUUGGUAAAGCAAGUCAUAUAUAAUGUUCAAAUGAAACGUAAACACGGCGUCAGCUGACGUUCGCUAUGGGAAAAGACACUCCAGUAUUUCUUUGGGGUGAUGCAGUAACCAGCUCAAAACGGCCUUCUGUAUUUGAAACGUAUUCUCAGAUUUGGACUAUUGCUGUUUUGUAAAAACAAGGAAAUUGCCUGCCGUUCGAUUUGAUUCACAUUUCGGUUGCGAGUCUAACGAGUUCAUAUCGAACGUUUGGCCAAUGCGAGUAGAAGCAGAUUCGUCAAAAGCGUGUAGAGACGGUCAACCUGACCCGGAAAAAUACAGAAACAUAUUCCCGACAAAGUCACACGCGCAUAUACAUAUAUAUGUGUGUGUUUGUAUAUAUUUUUAACGGAGAGUUCUUAGCGUAUCACGUUACACGGCGCCUUUGUCUUUAUUCCACGAGCGGGUUGCAGUUGUCGUGGCGAAAGUGCGCCCGCCGUUUCGACGUGGGGCCAAAGCCUAAGCUAAGCUAAGCUAAGCUAAGCUAAGCGGUGUAUUGUGGGAGAGACAGAAAGAAGCUACCGUACCCUGCUGAAGCUCCUCACAGCAGCAGCAACAGCCGGAGCACAGACUCGAGCAGCAGCAGCAGCAGCCACACAAUAUGUGCGGGCUCUCGCUCAGAAAGGAGCCACUUCCACCCUUCUUCCAGCCAAAUCAUGUAAUGUGAGCGGGGCGAAAAGCGAUUCCCCUUUAUCUCACCGAUUCAACAAGAAAGGAUCCCUCGAUCGGGGCGAAUCAUGUCCAAGCCGGGGGAGAGAAACAAAUUGUGCGAGGACCAUGGCAGAAAGCAGAGUUCAACGUUGGCCAACGGCGGCACGGACGGUCACCCCGGCCCGACGGAGAAGCGGAGUCACAACUGGAGAAGUUUCAAGUUGAUCAUCGACCCGGCGCUCAAGAAGGGAUCGCACAAGCUGUUUCGCUACGAUGGACAUGCUUUCAACAUGCCCAACCCGGGGAUGCCACCGGUGGACAGCGUCCGAGACCCGAGGAUCGGUCGCCUUUGGACCAAAUACAAAGAAACGGACCUACCGGUGCCCAAGUUCAAGAUCGACGAAUAUUACAUCGGCCCCGUGCCCCCGAAGGAGGUGACGUUCGCCCGCUUGAACGACAACAUCCGCGAGGGCUUCCUGACGGACAUGUGCAAGAAGUUUGGCGACAUCGAGCAGGUGGAGAUCCUUUACAACCCCAAAAACAAGAAGCACUUGGGCAUCGCCAAGGUGGUCUUUGAGAGCGUCAAAGCCGCCAAGACGGCCGUGCAGAUGCUGCACAACACCUCCGUGAUGGGAAACAUCAUCCACGUGGAACUGGACCCCAAAGGUGAGAAUCGCCUUCGGUACUUCCAGCUCCUGAUGAAUGGAAGCUACACGCCGCGGACGCUGCCUGUCGGCGUGGAGGAAGCCAGAGAAGUUUCCCCUCGUAGCCUGGCUGAAGCUUUACUGUCAUGCGAACCCAUCCGCCGGUUGUCGGAGAGCAGCUUGUCGGCCGCGGCGGGCCCGGUGCCGCCCGGCGGCAGCAGCAGCACCUCCACCACGCCGCUGUCCCUGGAGACGGGCUACUCCAGCCUUCGGCAGGACACGCCCCAGUCCCAGGGGACGCCGCGCCAAGCGGGCACCCCCUACUCGCAAGACUCCAGCUACUCCAGUCGCCAGUCCACACCCGCGUACCAGUCUGGCCGGGCGGAGAGCUCCGGAGGCUACAAGUCGCGGCGACACGAGAGCAAGUUCCAGGACGCCUACAAUCGCAGACCCGAGAGGCCUCAGUACCGCAGCAACAUGUACCGCGGCGCCACGUCCGAGCAUGCGCCCUCGAAGCAGCAGCAGCAGCACCUCACCCCGCCCGAACCCGCACAUUCGACCCCCUCUUUCUCCUACACGGCACCUCCCCCCACCACGCCCAACUUCAAGUCGGCUUUCUCGCCUUACCAAGCUCCCUUACCUCCCGCUUUCCCGCCGUCGGAAGCGACGUUUCAUCACCCGUCCCAAAGGGAGGGCGAGUACCAGCGACAGCCUCAGCCGCCUCUGGCCGCACCCGCUGAGCUUUUGCCCUCAAAGGACGGACCCGAAACCCCUCCCGUCCCCGAGCCCCCGCCAGAACCGGGACCCCAUCCCAGCACUCCUCCCCCGAGGACGCCCGAGCGCUGCCCGUCGCCGGGCUCGCCCGCCGCCGCCGCCGCCGAGCGCAAUAGCCUGGACUCGCGCAUCGAGAUGCUGCUCAAGGAGAAAAGGACUAAACUGCCUUUCCUGGCCGAGCGAGACUCGGACACUGAGGUGCGAAUGGAGGGCAGUCCCAUUUCCUCCUCGUCCUCGCAGCUCUCCCCCAUCCCGCCGUACACGGGCGGCGGAGCGCCCGACUCCCGGCCCUGUAGCACGGGCUUGGAGGACAUCAGUCCCACGCCGCUGCCGGACUCGGACGAAGACGAUGAGCCCGUCCCCGGAACCGCCUCGCUGGUCAAGAGGAGCGGUUCACCCCUGGAGCGCGACAGCAACGGCCAGGUCAAAGAGGAACAUCCUCGAGCGCCCGCGGCCACCGACAAAAUGGAGACGAGUCAUCAAUCGUCCGGAGAGGACAUGGAGAUUUCCGACGACGAGAUGCCCGGCACGCCGAACGCCGGCGGCGACUGUAGCAAAGGCAUCGUGGUCAACUCGGCCGUGUCCCCCAUCCAGACCCUGGCCUUGCCCCCACCGGGCUUCUCCCACCUGGCCCACCAGGCGGGCUUCGCCAUGGCCCACCACCACCUGGGCACCGUGCCGGGCCAUCCGGCUCACCUGGCCGUGCACCCGCACCUGCUGCCCCACAUGGCGGCCGCCUACGCGCCCGGCAUGAUCCCCAUGGUCCAAAUGGAGCUAAUGAACUGUUUGCGGUGGGAGCAGUGGAGCACGGUGCCCAUGUCCUUCCAGAUGCAGCAGCAGAUGCUGAGCCGUAUGGCGCAGACGCGCGGCCCUUACCCUUACCCGCACUUCCUGGACGGCGCCGCCUCUGGGCCCUUUGCCCCGUCGUACCAACACCUAUCCAUGGGCGCUGGCGCCGCCGCGCACGGCGGGGCGCCGCCGCAUCAGUGGCAGCAUCCCGGCAUGCCCAAGUUCAACCCCACCGUUCCUCCCCCUGGAUACGAGACGAAAAAGGAGGACCCCCACAAGGCCACCGUGGAAGGGGUGCUGCAGGUCAUUGUCAAAGAAUUGAAGGCCAUCAUGAAGAGGGACCUCAAUCGCAAAAUGGUGGAGGUGGUGGCUUUCAGGGCCUUCGAUGAGUGGUGGGAAAAGAAGGAACGCUCGGCAAAAGCGUCCUCGACUCCAAUCAAAGGUGCGGAGGGAAAGGAAGAAGAGCGACCUAAACCCAAAGAGACUUUGGGCUCAAGUCUGCUGGAGAACUGGAACAAAGGCGGCGAGGGUUUGGGUUACGAGGGCAUGGGACUGAGCAUCGGCUUGCGAGGAGCCAUCCGCUUGCCCUCCUUCAAGGUGAAAAGGAAGGACCCGCCAGAGGCCAUCGCCGCCGGGGAGAACAAACGAGCGCGGCCCUCCACUCCCGUGGAUGACGAGUUGGAGGAUGAAGAGCGCGAUCAAGAUACGGCGGAGCUCCCGUUGGACGACUCCAAAAUGGAUGGCGACGGCGUUCCGACAAAGCGGAGACACUCGCGCCCGCUUGACCUGGACAGCGAGGGCGAGGAGGAGGCGGACACGUCGGGCAAGGAGGAGUCGCUGGGCGACCGAGACGAGCGAGCUGACGAGACGGCGCCCGGUGACAGGCUGUCGCCAAGUCAAAGCGUCGACGAGGAAGCCAACAGAAACUCGUCCAGCGACAGCGUAUCGUCGGACUCCUCCGACGACGAGUCGGCGAGCUCGGCGUCGUCCCAGAGCAGCUCGGACGCCUCGUCGGCCAGCUCGGACUCCUCCGAGUACGAGCUCAGCUCGGAAGAAGAGGUCUCGGAGGUGGAGUUGGAAGACGACGACGCGGGCAAAGCCACCAAGACCUCCUCUUCGUCCUCUUCGUCCUCUUCGUCGUCAUCUUCGUCGGACGGAGAGGGAGAGACGGACUCCAAGGCGGCUAGUCCGCCUCCGGUCCUUAUCGGGGACGCCGCCACGGAAGAGCUGAGCAGCAAAGCUAAAUUUAGACCUCCAAGUCCUGAAGAGGCGGAGGAAGCGAAGCCACCGUCGCCCAAAGUCAAAGAGGAAGACGUCAGCGGCGAUGAAAGUGGCGCGGCCAGGUCGGAACCUCGGGAGAACCUCCGUCCGCCCACGCCGACGGGCGCCCUUCCGUCCGACAGCGACCAGGAGAGCAAAGUCAAAGGUAAAGCGGCGGUUGAGGGAGCGGCCGCCACGCCCGUGGGAGUAACCCCGUCCCACCUCCGUUCCAAAGCCCCCCCGCUGGCCGCUUCCCCCUCUUUAAUGUACCUCCCUCUCCCACCUCACCCCGCAGUAGAAGGUCGUUCCCUCCUCCACCCGCCCCCGGAGCUCCCCCAACGCGCUCGUCUGCCCACCACGGACGAGGACGUUCCCCGCACGCCCGGCCGAGACCUGAUGGAGCGAGCCCGCGGUCUGGGCAAGUCCCAGAGCACGGACACGGUGCCCAACACCCCAGGUAGCGACGCCCCGCUCACGGGGAGCAGCAGCCUAAUGCUGGGCUCCCCGCACAUUCCCGGUAGUCCUUUCUCCUACCCUGCUCAGUCUCCCGUCCUCAGCGCCGGAGUCCCUCGUACUCCGGGGCGAGACUUAACCUUCACCCCCGUCUUCCCUGACCCGGCCGCACUUAAUCGAAAGAUCUCCUCCGAGAGCCUGGACGAGCGUCCCGCGUUUAAGGAGCCGCCCGUCGGCGCCUUCGCUAACCGAGCCUCGUCAACAGGUACGGUCGCCCCCUCCGGAGACGCCGGGUCCGAGAUAGCGGACGGCGUCGUCCCGUCCAAGCGCAAACCGGGACGGCCCAAAGGGAAAAAGACCCCCCUGGCCUCGGAGUCUUCGGAGCUGUCGCCCGACGCGACUCCUUUGCGAGACGGCCCCGAAUCGGGGGUUCAGACGACGACGCUGCCGCCCGAAGACGGCUUCCUGUCCUACGAAGAGGAGGCCCCCGUGGCCACGAAGCCGGCGCGGCGGGCGCGGCGAGGCUGGGAGGAGCUUCUGCUGGACAGCCUGUCCCCCGUCACCACGCCGCCACACGCCUACUUCUCCAGACGCAGCGACUUUGAGGAGAUGACCAUCCUGUACGACAUCUGGAACGAAGGCAUCGACGAAGAGGACAUCCGGCUCCUGCAGGUCACCUACGACGAGAUGCUGCAGCAGGACAACGGCAACGACUGGCUCAACGACACGCUUUGGGUUAAUCAUCCGCAAACCAACAUCCCCCGAGUGAAGAAGAAGAGGCGAGAUGACGGCAUGAGGGAUCACAUGACCGGCUGUGCCCGAAGCGAAGGUUACUACAAGAUUGACAAGAAGGACAAGAUCAAGUAUCUGCAGAGCACGCGGCUGCAGUCGGAGGAGCCGCCCGUCGACACUCAGGGUAUGAGUAUUCCUGCGCAAGUCCACGCCUCCACCAGGGCGGGGUCGGAGCGGCGCUCCGAGCAGCGGCGCUUGUUGUCAUCGUUUGCUUGCGACAGCGACCUGCUGAAGUUCAACCAGCUAAAAUUCCGUAAGAAGAAGAUCCGAUUCUGCAAGUCGCACAUCCACGACUGGGGUCUGUUUGCUUUGGAGCCCAUUGCCGCCGACGAGAUGGUCAUCGAGUACGUGGGGCAAAACAUCAGACAGGUGAUUGCGGACAUGCGUGAGAAGCGUUACGAGGAGGAGGGCAUCGGCAGCAGCUACAUGUUCCGCGUGGACCACGACACCAUCAUCGACGCCACCAAGUGCGGCAACUUUGCGCGCUUCAUCAACCACAGCUGCAACCCCAACUGUUACGCCAAGGUGAUCACGGUGGAGUCGCAGAAGAAGAUCGUCAUCUACUCGCGGCAGCCCAUCAACGUCAACGAGGAGAUCACGUACGACUACAAGUUCCCCAUCGAGGACGAGAAGAUCCCUUGCUUGUGCGGCGCCGAGAACUGCCGGGGGACGCUCAACUGAGCCAAACUGCCAACGUUUACCAUUUACGGUGCUGUUCCAUCCAUUUGACUUGUUCACAAAAAGAGGCGAGAGGAUUUUUUCAACACCGAUCGACCUGAUGAACGAACGUUCACCAUCCUAACGGGGCUCCGAAUCUCCAUUCACACUUUGUCUUUUGAAAUCAAAAGAAAGGCCCUCAUUUGAGCAGAGUCGGUCGGGAUAGGAGCAAACAAAAGGCGGCCCAUUUCAAAAGAACGGACGGCCAUGGCGCGUGUGGUGUCGCUGGCAAAAGUUCACUUCAAGAUUCUGUACAUCAAUUAAGCAUUCAUUCGAGUCCCAUCGCUGUAUCGGCGAGCUUCUCUUCACGUGUUAUUCCGUCAGUGUUCUAACGGUUCUUGCGAUUGCAAAAGAAAAAGAAAAAAGUCAAAUGCACUUCCGCCUUGCCGGGCAGACGCGACUUGUCUCUCAUGGACUCGCUGUCACAAUACUGGAGACUUGCUUUCUGUUUGGAUUGUAAACUUGUACAGAAAAUCUGCAACUUUUUUUUAGAUGUCGUUGCAGGGUCUCACUUUUAAGAUGUUUUCUAGGACAAAAAAGACUGAAUAUUUAAAAA
Syngnathus acus (greater pipefish) is the source of this 9403-nucleotide messenger RNA. It is a transcript of the gene setd1ba, whose product is annotated as SET domain containing 1B, histone lysine methyltransferase a. The transcript is spliced from 19 exons. Gene Ontology annotation, molecular function: protein binding; RNA binding; histone H3K4 methyltransferase activity. Lineage: Eukaryota; Metazoa; Chordata; Actinopteri; Syngnathiformes; Syngnathidae. The record is from RefSeq and is a predicted model, not a curated record. Bases 3505 to 8811 code for a protein of 1768 amino acids. Gene Ontology annotation, cellular component: Set1C/COMPASS complex.